Molecule: messenger RNA, 981 nt
Organism: Aspergillus wentii DTO 134E9
Lineage: Eukaryota; Fungi; Ascomycota; Eurotiomycetes; Eurotiales; Aspergillaceae
Product: cyclin-dependent serine/threonine-protein kinase phoA
Exons: 3
Coding region: 1-981 (326 amino acids)
Biological process (GO): protein phosphorylation
Cellular component (GO): cytoplasm; nucleus
Molecular function (GO): ATP binding; cyclin-dependent protein serine/threonine kinase activity
Source: RefSeq, a predicted model, not a curated record
AUGGACAAGGCACAACAACCCAGCUCGUUCCAGCAGCUGGAAAAGCUCGGAGAAGGCACCUACGCCACCGUGUUCAAAGGACGGAAUCGUCAGACCGGUGAACUGGUCGCUUUGAAAGAAAUCCAUCUCGAUUCGGAGGAAGGGACACCGUCGACCGCCAUCCGUGAGAUCUCGUUGAUGAAAGAGCUCAAACACGAGAGCAUUGUCUCGCUUCACGAUGUGAUUCACACGGAGAACAAGCUGAUGCUUGUUUUUGAAUUUAUGGAUAAGGACCUGAAGAAAUACAUGGACACCCGGAGCGAGCGUGGGCAGCUGGAUCCUGCUACGAUCAAGUCGUUCAUGCACCAGCUUCUCAAGGGUAUUGCGUUCUGCCACGAGAACCGUGUUCUCCACCGCGAUCUGAAGCCUCAGAACCUUUUGAUCAACAAGAAGGGCCAGCUUAAGCUAGGAGAUUUUGGUCUGGCCCGUGCCUUUGGUAUCCCCGUCAACACCUUCUCGAAUGAAGUCGUGACUCUAUGGUACCGAGCCCCGGACGUCCUCCUAGGAAGUCGGACAUACAACACAAGUAUCGACAUCUGGUCCGCGGGUUGUAUCAUGGCGGAGAUGUACACGGGACGACCUUUGUUCCCCGGUACGACCAAUGAGGAUCAACUGCAGAAGAUCUUCCGUCUCAUGGGGACACCAUCAGAGCGCUCAUGGCUGGGUAUCUCGCAGCUUCCGGAGUACAAGCCGAAUUUCCACGUGUGGCCAACGCAGGACCUGGGGCUCAUUCUCCCACAGAUUGACCCCCUUGGUUUGGAUUUGCUGAACCGCAUGCUUCAGCUACGACCGGAGAUGCGCAUCAGUGCAGCCGAUGCCCUGCAGCACCCUUGGUUCCAUGACCUUCCUCAACUACAGGCGCAGUUGCAGCAACAGCAACAACACCAGCAGCAGAUGGCUGGUGCGUACGGAGGAAUGGUGGCACCGCAGCAGGCAUACUAG